CAAGCCCACCCUCGACCCCAGCUUUACUCCCUGUUAACUCCAAUCCUCCAUCGCAUCUCCCGCCGUCGCAGAAGAGACGAUAGCCGAACGAGAUCUGUAAGAAAAUGGCCGAUCAAUUGUCCGAAGAGCAAAUUUCCGAGUUCAAGGAAGCCUUCUCUCUCUUCGACAAAGACGGUGAUGGGACGAUCACUACGAAGGAGCUUGGGACUGUCAUGCGCUCGUUGGGUCAGAAUCCUACCGAAGCGGAACUUCAGGACAUGAUCAACGAAGUUGACGCCGAUGGAAACGGGACGAUUGAUUUCCCAGAAUUCCUCACCAUGAUGGCACGGAAGAUGCGUGACACGGAUAGCGAAGAAGAGAUCAAAGAGGCGUUCAAGGUCUUUGAUAAGGAUGGGAAUGGUUAUAUCAGCGCGGCCGAGUUGCGGCAUGUCAUGACAAACCUCGGUGAGAAGUUGACCGAUUCAGAGGUCGAUGAGAUGAUCCGUGAAGCCGACGUCGAUGGUGAUGGUCAGAUCAAUUACGAUGAGUUCGUCAAGAUGAUGCUUUCCAAGUAGCCAGUUUUCUUGUACUCUUCACCACCAAGAACAUCUUUGUUCCGUAGUACAUUUUGCAGUGAUUAUAUUCCCAUUCUUGUAAUCACACAUUGGAAAACUGGCUAUUGGCCUGUGGGGGCCAUGUAUUUGUGGUGCUUGCUGGAUUACAUGUGUAUUAUGUAAGCAUGUUAUUGGAUUUCAUUUGUCAAUGUUUGGUCUACAGCA
This is a messenger RNA of Pisolithus orientalis, 758 nucleotides long. Its product is annotated as calmodulin. The coding region runs from base 105 to 554 and encodes 149 amino acids. Gene Ontology annotation, molecular function: calcium ion binding; enzyme regulator activity. NCBI's taxonomy places the organism in Eukaryota, Fungi, Basidiomycota, Agaricomycetes, Boletales, Pisolithaceae. The record is from RefSeq and is a predicted model, not a curated record. The transcript is spliced from 8 exons.